Messenger RNA from Monosiga brevicollis MX1, 1644 nucleotides. RefSeq lists its product as uncharacterized. Bases 1 to 1644 code for a protein of 547 amino acids. Gene Ontology annotation, molecular function: DNA-binding transcription factor activity. The record is from RefSeq and is a predicted model, not a curated record. The transcript has 9 exons. NCBI's taxonomy places the organism in Eukaryota, Choanoflagellata, Craspedida, Salpingoecidae. Gene Ontology annotation, biological process: regulation of DNA-templated transcription.
AUGGACCAUAGUCACACCGCCGCCCUCACCCAGCCUGGGUGUGAGGCGGCGGUGACGCCACCGCAGGAAGCCGGCCCACUGCCUUUGCCACAACCGCAAGCGGAAAAAGAUCUCACCGUGACCCCUACGAUUCCAAGCCCAGCUCCACCCUCGGCCAGCACGACCACUUUAGUGCCACAAACCAGCUGGCCCGAAUUCAGUGCUCCGCGCCCGUUGCCAGACUUGCAGUCGAGCGCACAGCAAGCACUUCAAGCCCAACACCAGCUCCAGCCCUCACUCGCCCAGAACCGCCGCGUAGUAGAACAACUUCAGCAACUACAGGCGCUACAACAGCAACAGCGUCAUGUGCACGCCCCAACCUCCCCCGGCCCCCCAUGGCCACACAACCAGCAGCUACAACACCUGCAGCACAUGCGCCUGCUCCACGAGCAGCAGCUGCAACAACAACUACAACCGCCAGGACAACAACCGUGGCAACCCCUUGGUCCACCUCCUGCUGCUCGUGACAACCAGGCGCUACCCCUGUUGCCCUGGACUGCCCUUCUGGCCCGACCCUCGCCGUCACCUGCCUUGCAUUCGCCCUUUGUCACGGCUCCGGGCGCAGGACUCACAACAAGCAUGGGGCCAACCUUCUUCCCCCACCCUGAUCAAGCUUUCCAAGCAUGGAUGGCCCGCACCCGUGAAGCCGAGCAACCCGUGCUGCUGCAGCAAACGCAAGGCCCCACCACCCCAGAUCCUCGCCAACCAACAUUCUACUAUCCCCACAGUGACGUCAACCCGCCCAUCCCGACAAUGGUCAGGCUCGGUGACAUUAUCAAGCUUCUUAAUUGCAGUGGGGGGCGCAACGCCAGUCAAAACAGCACUGCUGACACCCGUCAACAGCGACAGCAGCAGCAACAACAACAACAACACCUUGACGUAACCCAUCCAGAAAUGGGCCCAGGUGGUGAUCCAAUUUCGUCAUCAUCGACUGACCAGCUGCUGCUCAACUCAGACGGCAGACCAGAGCGUGCAAGCUUUGCAACAACAGACUCCCUCAGCUCAGCCGGUGCAGAGUCUCAGUCCCAGACGACAUAUCACAAGAUCCCACAAAUGUCUGCCAUGGACGUGCUGGGCUCUCGGAGCAGCGGUGGUACUGAGGAUACAGCAAUCAGGGAGGAGCGCGGGCAAGGCUCAAUUGCCAGCGACUCGCGUGAUCGUGGUCUUCCGCCCAAUUGGGAGUACCUCUGCGACUCGCCAGCACUGAGUCGGGAGGCGCAAGAACAUCAGGUGGAAGAACGCAAGAUUCGCAACCGCCGGGCGGCCGAACGCUAUCGCCACAAGCAACGACGCGAAAAGGACUUGAUGAAGGAUAAGCUUUUGCAACAAGCCGAACAGGUGAAUUUGCGAGCCUGCGUGUGGUCCACACCCGCCGUGUCAGCUCGCACAUGUGUUCCCCGUGUGUCUCACGGCCGCAUGCAGCUCCGCCGGGCCCAAGGGUACAUUCAACAGCUUCAAGUGGAGAACCUUCAGCUGCGGACGGCUCUCAUGACCCAGGCGGAGGGAGCGGGACCGUUGCUAUCAUCACCAACGACCACUGCAGGAAGCGGUCUGACGCCUUUGCCAAAGGUUGUUUCAAAAUGUUCUGCCUCACGCCCCCAAUGA